AUGCGUACAUCAUGCUCCUCUCGUCAUAGUGGCCACACAUCAAGUUCAACACGUGGCCGUGGCAAUGGCAGUAGCUGCACUCAUCGCCAUAAUCUCCCUCCACCCGCUUCCUCCUCCGCCCUCGUCCCAGUUCUCGAUAUCGCACCCCCAAAAUAUCGGGCCUGGGAUUCGGAAAUUCAAGACGUAGCGGUCUUCUUUGUUCAUGGUUUGCGCCGCCAGGAUAUCCUGACCUGUGAUAAAGAAUACGGCCGAAUGGUGUUCGGAGGAUGGCAGGCUUUAACAUAUUUAAUGAAUGAGCUGAUCGCGAUUAAUAAUCAUCAAUAUAAACCACUGACAGUUAAAUUGUUGUCUUCCAGGAUCCAGUCAUCAUAUGAACAAGGAGCACUUGAGCAGUUUAAUAUGUCUUCAGACUUACCAAGAAUACCAUCUCGAAACUGGAUCGGCAAAGAAUUCUUGGACAUCGUAUUAAGCUACCCUACACCAGUUCCGACUUCCCUUAUCAUGGCAGCCAGAAUUUCGGCUUCAACUACGCCUGAUAUGUGCUGGUUGUGGGGAGGCCUGGAAUUACGAGGGAUAAAAGAAGCAGCAUUAGCGAUAAGGCAGCAUAACGAUUAUAAGAAUGGCAUUACGUCUAGCCCGCCGCUCCCAGCAGAGAGGUUCUUGAAAAGGCCAAGUUUUGUUCCAGAACACCAAAGUUCAUCGUCCUCGGAGACUUAUGAUGGUGUUCGAGCACAAGAGCCAGGCCAUCGCCCAGCCGUUCAACAAGAAGUUGGUCAAUCAUCUAGUGAUUACCAGGACAACCCUUCAGUUAGUCAAGCAUUGGCUCAUCAACCAUGCGGUACUCAACAGGCUGGUGCUUUCCCGGUUGGAUAUUCACAGGAUUAUGCAAGUGAACAACAACCAGCUUAUCCUGGUCAACCUACUCAGUAUCAAGGAAAUCAGGGUAGUUCUUCAAAUAAUCAAUCGUGGGCUAUACAAUCUUCUACGGGUCAAAUAUCAGCUACUCAAUCAUAUGUAAGUCAGCCAUCUGGUCGGUAUACGGGCGUCCAUUCCCGCGGUUAUCAAAAUGGCCAAAGUGGACACGGAAGUCAAGAUGAUCAGUGUUAUUAUGACCAAGGAAGUGGUCGCUAG
Messenger RNA from Botrytis porri, 1131 nucleotides. RefSeq lists its product as uncharacterized. Lineage: Eukaryota; Fungi; Ascomycota; Leotiomycetes; Helotiales; Sclerotiniaceae. Bases 1 to 1131 code for a protein of 376 amino acids. The record is from RefSeq and is a predicted model, not a curated record. The transcript has a single exon.